CUCAACUAAGUCAAAGCGAAAUAAAUGGAUUUAAAAUCGCAUGGGAAAAAGCACCAUUCAAAAUAGACAUUGAAAGUUUAUUUAAAAAUUCACGUGCAAAGAAUACAGAUAAUAAUAAUUUAUUGAACGAUCCAGCAACUCAAAAAGGAGAAUUUUUUGUUGUUUUGCUAAGUGGGGAUAAGUAUUCACUGAAACUUGAAGAGAUACAAUCAGUUAGAGCUUUGAAAGCAGAAUUGACCAAAAGGAUAAAAGUUGACGGUUCGAAACAAAAAUUAUUACAUAAAGGAGUUGAAUUGCAAAAAGAUGAUGGUUCUUGGGACGUUCUGGAAGUUGGUCGUGUUUCUAACGGCAAUGCUAAAGAUUAUAGUCCUAUUAAACGAGCAAUUCUGGAAUUAAACUUAGAUAAUAUGUAUUAA
Molecule: messenger RNA, 416 nt
Organism: Racocetra fulgida
Lineage: Eukaryota; Fungi; Glomeromycota; Glomeromycetes; Diversisporales; Gigasporaceae
Source: the annotation of a GenBank genome assembly